AUGACACAUCAACGGUUCAUCACCAAGCAUAAUGACGAUGGAAACGCGAUAUUUGACACGCGACUCAACGAUGAGUUACCCGAGACCGUCCUCUCGACACACGUCUUCUACCUCGGUUACGUCACUCAAGGGUUUCCCGUUGAUCUCGAAGACAAUACAGACAUAGAGACAUAUGGGAACUACAUUAGCAACUCUCCAGGGCUUGGUGUCCCUGGAGGUUCGGUGCUCCGGUUUGUUGACUUCCCACCCGGUAGAUCAGCCAUGCAUCGGACACUGAGUAUAGACUACGGAGUUGUGAUUGAGGGUGAGAUGGAGUUGGUGCUCGACUCGGGGGAGAAUUGAAGCGAGGGGAUGUAGCAGUCCAACGUGGGACAAAGCACCAAUGGGUCAACACAGGUGAGGAGAAAUGGGCUCGAAUGGUGUUUGUUCUUCAGAAGAGCAAGCAGCUGGCAGUGAAGAGUUAAACUGGAGGAAGAUCUGGGGAGCUUGGGCGAUGGGUUGAGACCAUCCGUCUGAAAUAGACUUGACUUGGUGGGCUUGGUUUCAAGGCUGAUAGAAGAAGUGCAGAUACCUAGAAGGUGAAGGGGUACCUUUCAAGUCGAGGCCACUAACACUAUGGGGUAAUUAAUCACCAAUGCCGGGCAAAUAAGAUGAUAUUGAUUAUCAGACGGCGAUAAGGGUCCAGAUCUGUCCAGACUCCCAGGCAAUAAAGUGUGUCCACCUGAUACAUUUCAAGUUAGCGUGUGAGUGAUCAAGUGAGCUGCGAUGUGAGAAUGAGAGAGAAAUGCUUAUAGACCUAGCGUUAUCUCACCU
Molecule: messenger RNA, 813 nt
Organism: Fusarium oxysporum Fo47
Lineage: Eukaryota; Fungi; Ascomycota; Sordariomycetes; Hypocreales; Nectriaceae
Product: cupin domain-containing protein
Exons: 2
Coding region: 1-342 (113 amino acids)
Source: RefSeq, a predicted model, not a curated record